AUGCUUUUGACAAGACGGGAUGGAGAAUUCCUCUUCUGCGUCCGCGUCCCGCUCGUGUCCUUCGGCUGGCUGGUAUGGCUCGCAAUCAUUCAGUGGACGCCACCAGGCGGCGUCUUGCGUAAAGCCAAUCUCUGGUAUGUCUUGGGUAUACCGGGCGUGUGGUGGAUUGACAUUCAGGUCGAUGGUGUACGGAGAGGAUCCCUCUCCGCCACCCGUGCGAAAGGACGCCUUCCCGCCGGCAGCUCGAUCAUCGCCUCUUCCCACACCUCGCCGCUGGACAUCCUCUAUCUAGGCGCCAUCUUCGAUCCCAUCUUCACUCAGUCCACGCCAAACUCUCGGCUCGUCCAACCUCUAUCCCUGGAAGCAGCACUGGCCUCCGUCUUCUCCGUCCCGGCUCCCGCAAUCUUCCACACACGGCAGGCCCCCCUCACACUCGCCCAACUCACCGCGCAGAACCCUGACCGCACAAUUGUCGUCUUUCCAGAGACAAUAACAAGCAACGGCCGUGCAAUUCUUCCGCUGGCGCCGUCUCUCCUCUCAGCAUCACCAACCACAAGGAUCUACCCGGUCAGUCUGCGCUACACGCCAGCGGACAUUGUGACUCCCAUUCCCGGCUGGACAGAAGUUGCUCGCUUCAUCUGGCGACUUAACAGCAGACCUACCCACUGCAUCCGCGUUCGUGUGGGCGGAGCGCUGACAUUGGCUUCACUACCACCACCGUCUGGAACGCUCGAAAGUCCGUCCACAGUCUCACCCCGCUCAACCGGUAGGGCUACCGGCUCUUCCGCGACAUCCACAACUUCUCCGGCUGCACGACGCAGCACCGGCGGCUACGAAACAAACUACUUCGACACCCUCCACGCGCAGAAAGUCCCCGGAGAUACCGACACCGACACUACCCUCAGCGGCGACGGCGAGGCCGACAGUGAAGGAGAUGCGGAACUAAGCCAGCAGGAACGAAGAGUGCUCGAUGCCGUAGCGGAAGCGCUUGCAAGGUUGGGGAGGGUGAAGAGGGUGGGACUGGGAGCGAAGGAGAAGGAUGGGUUCGUGAAGGCUUGGUGGGGAAGGAGCCGGGCGAGGAAAUAG
Molecule: messenger RNA, 1086 nt
Organism: Saxophila tyrrhenica
Lineage: Eukaryota; Fungi; Ascomycota; Dothideomycetes; Mycosphaerellales; Extremaceae
Gene: vps66
Product: Lysophosphatidic acid:oleoyl-CoA acyltransferase 1
Exons: 3
Coding region: 1-1086 (361 amino acids)
Molecular function (GO): acyltransferase activity
Source: RefSeq, a predicted model, not a curated record